AUGGUGCAGGGACGCCAGGGCCAGCGCGUCAGGCUCUACGUGCGGGGCACCAUCCUGGGCUACAAGAGGUCCAAGUCGAACCAGUACGAGGGCACGUCGCUGCUGCAGGUGGAGGGGGUGAACACCAAGGAGGACGUGUCCUACUACGCCGGCAAGCGCAUCGCUUACGUCUACAAGGCCAAGACCAAGAGCAGCGGCACCACCGUCCGCUGCAUCUGGGGCAAGGUCACGCGCCCCCACGGCAACUCCGGCGUCGUGCGCGCGCGGUUCCGCUCCAACCUCCCCGCCACCUCCAUGGGCAAGAAGGUCCGCGUCUUCAUGUACCCCAGCAGCACCUUUUUUGCCUAUUCUAUUUAG
Messenger RNA from Triticum turgidum subsp. durum (durum wheat), 357 nucleotides. NCBI's taxonomy places the organism in Eukaryota, Viridiplantae, Streptophyta, Magnoliopsida, Poales, Poaceae. The record is from the annotation of a GenBank genome assembly.